AUGGCCACACGACUCGUCUGGAGGGUACAACGCGCGCGCAUCGGCGGUGUGGGCCUCGCGCCGGCCCUGUCGUCGCCAGGCGUGCUCUCAUCACGACCACUCCAUCUCCAGCGCGCAUACUCGACCCAGACACCUCCACCCCCACCCGCACCAUCCUCGCCUCCCCCUCCCCAGCAGCCAGAGUCGGCCCUCUCGCCAAGACUACAGCGCUACGCGCCCCGCCUGGCAAAGCUAGCACAACGCACAGGCGUCCCGCUCCCGACGCUCGCCGUGUCCUUUCUCGUACUGCACGAGCUGACCGCCGUGCUCCCCGUCGUGGGGCUGUACUACCUCUUCGCGGGGUUAGGCGCCGGCGCCGGCAUAGUCGGCUGGCUGGUGGGCGACGCGGCUGCCCCGGCGCAUUGGGAGGCCGAGGCGCGCACGCCCGGCGCAGAGGAUAAGGACAGGGAGGAGGAGCAGCGCUGGACACAUACCGUUCAUGCUUGGUACGCUGAAGGCCUUGCGCGCGCCGAGCGCGUCGGCCGGCAGUACGGCUUGUUCGGGUACGAGAAGGGCUCCAAGCCUGGCGAGGGGGGCGGGAGCGCCGCAGCGGGCACUGGCGCGGGCGCUGCGGGCGCGUUGGCGGACGCUGUCGCCGCGUACGUUGUCGUCAAGGCCCUCCUCCCACUCCGCAUCGCAGUCAGCGUCGCCGCUGCGCCGGCGUUUGCGCGCCUCGCCCUCCGCCCCUGGCGUGCGCUCACUGCACGGCUGCGCAGGUCGACAUAGAUGCUAUAUGCAUAG
This is a messenger RNA of Vanrija pseudolonga, 780 nucleotides long. RefSeq lists its product as uncharacterized. The record is from RefSeq and is a predicted model, not a curated record. The coding region runs from base 1 to 765 and encodes 254 amino acids. The transcript is spliced from 2 exons. Gene Ontology annotation, cellular component: mitochondrion. NCBI's taxonomy places the organism in Eukaryota, Fungi, Basidiomycota, Tremellomycetes, Trichosporonales, Trichosporonaceae.